Daldinia vernicosa is the source of this 1132-nucleotide messenger RNA. RefSeq lists its product as uncharacterized. The record is from RefSeq and is a predicted model, not a curated record. The coding region runs from base 126 to 1028 and encodes 300 amino acids. The transcript has 4 exons. NCBI's taxonomy places the organism in Eukaryota, Fungi, Ascomycota, Sordariomycetes, Xylariales, Hypoxylaceae.
UUACUUCUUCCGCUGGUCGUCGCUGGUCGUUUUAUACUACUCUAAUAACUAUUUCUACUAUUUUAUAUCUGAGGCAUACUAAUCCAAGGCAACCCAAUAACAUCUUCCAAGACAUAUUAGUCAAGAUGGUCAGCUAUCGUAUGAUUGCCGUUGCCGGCUUCCUCGCCAGCGUCAGCGCUCUUCCUCUAAACAUUAAUCUUGGCGCCUAUUCUCCUGCAUUGGUGGUUGGUGAUGGUGAGAUUUCGUUCGGUGGAGGUCAAGAUGUUACGAACUUGAUGAACGCCUUGGAGGGUGCAGCAGUUAACGCCGCCACCGGGACGGCUGGAGGCGCCACUAAAAAUGUUGCUUCCGCACCUGUAGCUGCAACCAGUGCUGCUCCGAUAGACGAAAGUGGCGUCGUGGCCGCUCAGAGCAAUCCGAGCCCAAUUGUCGAGACUCCCAAAGCCCCUAAAGCUUCCGAGACCCCCGAGACCCCCGAGGCUUCUGCCACGCCCGCUACUACUGUAGACCCCAACUUGGAACAACAAGCUGCUCAAAUAUCAGGUUUACAAGGCAUGGGAAAAGAGAUCGCUCCUCGGGACUCCGAGUCUCCUAAGGCCAAGCGUGAUCUAGCUGGCUUUGACAGGGCUCUCAAAUAUGCCGAAGCGGCCUUGACCAAGGGACCCUUGAUCCAGCUUGGCACUGGCGAAGGUGGUGCUGGCGUCGGUAUCAUUGUUGAUAACAACGGCGGUGCUGCUAAAGCGGCUGCUAAGCGUGAUGAAUCUUCCUCGCAGCCGCGCCGACGAACCAAGGUCACCCGCAUGUAUGUCAAGCGCGGUGUCCCUGCUGGUAUCCAGGCAUCUAAUAAAUUCGAAACUCGCUCCGUGCAGUCUCUCCCUAUUCAGAAGGUCCCAGCAGUGGCCAAGCGAGCAAGCUCUUCCGAUACCAUCGAUGCCAUCAACCUAAACGUGGAUGACGAUCAAGGAUUCACGAUGACGUUUGUCGAGACAACAGAAGACGAAGAUGACGCCGCGAUAGAUGAAGCAUAGGAGUAAUAUACGGUUAUAAUAUAACAACUACUGUUUGCUCUCUGUCUAUUAUAUUUGUACAAUGGCAUUUUUCAUCGUUUUUGAUACCAUAUAUGGGAGUCUAG